UUUCCCCUACAGGAAAUACAAGCCCUGCAUGCAUGAUGACAUCAGAAAAUCAGGUUAGGUUAGCAGUAGCACAGCUAGCAAGCUAGGGGAGUGGAGAGUAAAGAGCCUGUGUACUCGGGACUACGAGGCCGGGGAACGGUACAUUGGCAUUUCAUCUUUUCGGUCUACAGUCCCCACGGAUGGGAUAGAUGUUGGUACUGCGAUGAGUGUGAAGGCCUUUGAGCUGGUCCCUGCUGUGGAGCGAGAGCUCCUUAUGGGCGACAAGCAGCGCAUCAACAUCGAGUGCAUCGAGUGUUGUGGCAAACACCUGUACGUGGGCACCAACGACUGCUUCAUUCACCACUUCCUUUUGGAGGAACACACCUCGUCCAAAGGCAAACGGACAUAUGUGGCUCAGAAGCUCCUGCACAAGUACCUGGGCCUUAAGAAGCCCGUGGCGGAGCUGCGGGCGGCGUCGGCGUUGGAGCGCCUCAUUGUACUCUGCGACGCAACCAUCACAGUGGUCGACAUGGUCACCCUGGAGACCGUCCCCUUAGGCGGGGCCAAGAUCAGAGCGGUGGCCGCCUUCUGCGUCAACGAGAACCCGGUGAACGGCGACCCGUUCGGCGUGGAGAUCGGAGUGAUCUCGGCCAAGCGGAGGACUGUACAGAUAUACAUGGUAUACGAGGACAAGGUGCAGCUGGUCAAGGAAGUGACCACGCCCGAGCAGCCCUGUGCUGUCAGCCUGGACGGCUAUUUCCUUUGCCUGGCCCUGUCCUCGCAGUACAUGAUCCUGAACUACAGCACAGGGGCCUCCCAGGACCUCUUCCCCUACGACAGUGAGGAGAGGAAGCCCAUCAUCAAGAGAAUCGAAAGGGAGGAGUUUCUCCUGGCUGCCCCUGGUGGACUCGGGAUGUUUGCCAACGCUGAGGGGAUAUCCCAGCGUGCACCAGUGAAAUGGUCGGAGAGUGUGAUCGGGGCGGCGGUGUGUUUCCCGUACGUUGUGGCGCUGGACGAAGGCUUUGUCACCGUGCACAGCAUGCUGGACCAGCAGCUCAAACAGACUCUCCCGUUCCGGGAUGGACACAUCCUCCAGGACUUUGAAGGCAAGGUAGUUUUGGCGUCCACCAAGGCUGUGUAUGUGCUGGUUCCCCUGCCUCUGGAGAGACAGAUCCAGGACUUGCUAGCCAGCCACAGAGUGGAGGAGGCCCUGACCCUCACAGAAGGUGCUAGGAGAAACAUUCCCAAAGACAGGUUCCAGAUUUUGCACAAAAGAACUCUCCAGCAAGCUGGAUUCAUCCAGUUUGGACAGCUUCAGUUUCUAGAGGCUAAAGAACACUUCAGAAAUGGCCAGCUGGAUGUCCGGGAGCUGAUCUCUCUCUACCCCCUGCUGAUGCCCUCCACCUCCUCCUUCACCCGCUGCCACCCUCCUCUCCACGAGUUUGCCGACCUCAACCACCUGGCCCAGGGCGACCAGGAGAAGGUGCAGCUCUGCAAGAGGUUCCUCAUCUCCUACCUGGGCGAGGUGCGCAGCACGGAGGGCGCCAACGGCUGCGGCGAGGACGUGGACACGGCGCUGCUCAAGCUGUACGCCGAGCAGGACCACACCAGCCUGCUGGACCUGCUGGCCUCCGACAACGCCUGCCUGCUGACCGACAGCGCCCCCUGGCUGGAGAAACACCACAAGUAUUUUGCUCUUGGACUGCUCUAUCGCUAUAACGGCCAGGAUUCAGCAGCUGUACAGAUGUGGGUGCGGGUGGUGAACGGGGACCUCCAGGACUCCACCAGGUCGGACCUGUAUGAGUACAUCGUGGACUUCCUCAGCUUCUGCCCCAGUCUGGACCUGGUCUGGAAGUACGCCGACUGGGCUCUCCAGAGAGACCAGACGAUAGGAGUUCAGAUCUUCACCAAGCGGCCGGUCGGCAAGGAGCAGCCGGGUCAGCCCGACCCGGAUGAUGUCAUCGCGUGCCUCCAGAAGCACAGCCGGGCUCUGCUGCUCUACCUGGAGCAGCUGGUGCUGGAACGCCGCAUCCAGAAGGAAAAGUUCCACACCCACCUGGCGGUUCUGUAUGUGGAGAGGGUCCUUGCUCUGCUGUCCCAGGCCCCCCCGGCCCCCCAGGAGCAGGUGGGCCCAGCCAGGGACAAGCUGCAGCUGCUGCUCCGGGAGUCCAGCCUCUACCGGGUCCAGCUGCUGCUGGGUAAGAUCCAGGACUCUGAGCAGCUGCUUCUUGAACGUGCCACGCUCCAUGGGAAGCUGGAGGAGCAUGACAGGGCGUUACACAUCCUGGUGCACCAGCUGAAAGACUUCCCCUCCGCCGAGGCCUACUGCGUCUGGGCCUCCUCCUCUCGAGACCCUGCUUACCGGCAGCGCCUGUUCCACCUGCUCCUCGGGGUGUACCUGAACCAAGACCUGCCGCCAGCCGUGCCAGGCGGUGGGCGGCUGGAGAUGGCAGCCGUGGACCUGCUAAACCGCCACGGCGAGGCGUUUGACGCGGUGCGCGUGCUGAGCAUGCUCCCCGAAGGCUGGUCCCUCCAGCUGCUGAAGCCUUUCCUGGGACGGGCCCUCAGGGCCAGCAUGCACGCCUGCCGCACGUCCCAGGUCGCACUGGGGCUGGCGCGCUCUGAGAACCUCCAGCUACAGCACGACCGGCUGAGGCAGAGGCGGAGCCCCGUCCUAGUGUCCGAUAAGAAAGGAUGCCACCUGUGCCACAACACGUUCAAUGAGCCCGACUGCGUAUGCCUGCCAGGGGGGGUGCCCGUCCACACGCACUGUGCCGCCCAAAGGGCCAGAGACUCGCCCACUAAAAGACAACUGACCAAUAGUAGCAACCACACCUGAGACCCUGCCUACUCAAGCCCAGCUCAGGGGAGAAUUGUGGUUGGAGGAGCCAAGUUGUGUUUGUGGGUCACAGAACGUUCUGGAAGGAGACGGGGUCAGGAAUGCUAUAGCAUACUUGUGGCUCGGAUCACUGGAGCCCAUUGUGAUGCAAACAUGGAAACUCAGAGCUGCUCCCUUUCCACUACUCGACGUGUGUGUGUGAGCGUGCGAGCGUGAGCGAGAGAGAUAAUCCAUGAGAUUACAUAUUUACAUACAUACAUUAUACACUGAGAAUACCUGACAGACUGUGAAUUAGGAAUCAGAAACCCCAAAUACACCAAACUAACCCCUAAUUUCCCUCCAAACAGUAACACAAACUCAUAAACAAAA
Molecule: messenger RNA, 3187 nt
Organism: Osmerus eperlanus (European smelt)
Lineage: Eukaryota; Metazoa; Chordata; Actinopteri; Osmeriformes; Osmeridae
Gene: tgfbrap1
Product: transforming growth factor, beta receptor associated protein 1
Exons: 12
Coding region: 203-2818 (871 amino acids)
Biological process (GO): vesicle-mediated transport; intracellular protein transport; endosomal vesicle fusion
Cellular component (GO): membrane; cytoplasm
Source: RefSeq, a predicted model, not a curated record